UUGUUCGAGCAGGGAGAUUUUGCAGCUCUAAAGAAGGAGCGCUGUGAAGUCAGGGAGGCCGCCGUGCCCAGAGCAACUUUCGGGGCCCCGGAACGGCAGUUGCAAGGGACGGGCCAUUUGUCCGGAACACCCGCAAUUUGAUAUUGAUUAGGGGUCAGUCCCAUUGAGCUCAGGCGGAUUUUCUUCUGAGCAGAUAGGACCAUGACUCACGUUGCCAAAUUUUCAACCGGCCUCUGCGCUUGUGCUGUUAUGAGCAGAUGUUUGCAGAUCUUGGCAAGUUUAUUCUGGUCUUCUCCAUGCCUUGUGACUGGGGGAAGAAAUCACUUGUUAAUUUCUGCAGAUCAGUUAGCACCCCAACAUACAAAUACCCUCAUCUUCGCCCUGUGGCUGUGGGGGAGUUAAAGCAGGGUGGUAGAGCAGUAUGGCUUGCAUGCAAAAGAUGGUCCAAGGUUAAGAUCCAAUUUUAAAAUGAAGCAAUCGGUGAUCUCCAGCAGCUGGUCUUCUGGGAUUCCUAUCUCACAUCAUGUCACUCCGUAGGUUAUAACCACAGACUCGAGAUUUGGAUAGACUUGGGUCCCGUCUUCAAUCUCCACCCCCCCCCCCCCCAUUUGGGUUCUCCCACCCACUCACCAUUGCUUCAGUGCAUCCUUCCUGUGCCAUCCUUUUCCUUUGCAUUGUGGCCGUGUUUCCCUUUGAAUGCAAAAUGUCUAACCCAGCCCCAGGCUCCAGGGACUGUCAUGCAUAGAAGAAUGCAGGACAUAAGUGCUUUUCAGACCCUCUCUGGUGCCUUGAAGUUUCUUGCAAAAUCGAGGCAGAGCAUGAAGUUUAGGGGCUGCAGAUGAGCUGCCGGUGGCUUGGUCAAGGAGAGCAGCUGAUGCCGGAAGGAAGCACUGAAGAAUUCUUGCCAAGUUGGCACCCUGGACCAUUUUAUCAAUACUGCAUGCAAUUGACUGGCCAAGCUCCCUUGCUGUGAGAACCCAGAAGAGUUUGCGCUAAACAGUCUCUAAAUAAAAAUGCUUGCUUGUGCACACAAUCCAUUCUAGUCCUGGAAGGGCUGCUGUUUGCCUGAAAAGCCCUCUGCUGUCCUGCCUGUGGAUGCUUCAUUUGUCUCCCGGCUCAGGUCAUGACACAUAAUGUUUGUGGUGACCAAAGUGGAUGUGAGCGGCCAUUUUUAGCAGAGGUGUCUGCUGCUGCUGCCAUGAGGACUCUUUGUGGUUCCUGAUUUGCACACUCUUUGCCUUGGAGGUCCAUGUCUUCUGGAGAUUGGGCUUGAAGACUCCACUUUUUGAUCUGCCCCUCAUUUCGGUAUUCCUUCUUUCUUCUUGGCUCAUCAUGGGAGGAUGUUUUUCCAGACCCAAGCCAGGACCGGAUAACUUGCACCCUACCGUUUUAAAGGAGUUCUCUGCACCAUUGAGGCUGAUUUUUAAUAGAUCUUGGAAUACUGAGGAUGUUCCAGAGGACUGGGAAAAAGCUGAAGCCAGUAUGUCAGUGUAUAAAAAGAGUAAACGGAAUUCACUGGUUGAAGUGAAAAUUGAAGUUGUGCUUCCGGAGAAAGAGAGAGCCAAAGAGGACAUGUCACCCAACGGGAAAGCCAGCCCUAUCAUCUACAAAGCCAAUGGAACUUCUCGGCACUACCAAUUGGAGGAGCACCCCAUUGCCAUGAACCCAUACCGGAAUCUGAAAGAUGUUGUUGAAGCCUCAGUUUGUCAUGUAAAGGACCUCGACAAUGGGCAGAUGCGAGAGGUAGAUUUGGGCUGUGGGAAGGCCUUGCUGGUCAAAGAAAAUGGGGAAUUUUAUGCCUUGGGCCACAAAUGCCCUCACUACGGUGCCCCACUGGUGAAAGGAGUUUUGUCCAAGGGACGAGUACGUUGCCCCUGGCACGGGGCUUGUUUUAAUAUUGGCACGGGGGAUAUAGAAGAUUUUCCUGGCCUGGACAGUUUGCCAAAGUUUCAGGUGAAAAUUGAGAAAGAGAAAGUGUACAUUCGAGCUAGCAAACAGGCUCUUCAGACACAAAGACGGACCAAAGUGAUGGCUAAGUGCAUCUCCUUGAGCAACUACAACAUCAGCAGCACAAAUGUACUCAUCAUAGGGGCAGGCCCCGCUGGAUUAGUAUGUGCUGAAACAUUACGGCAAGAAGGUUUCUCAGACAGAAUUGUCAUGUGCACAAUGGAUAGACAUUUGCCCUAUGACAGACCCAAAUUAAGUAAGUCAAUGGAUUGCCACCCCGAUCAGAUCGCUUUGAGACCUAAAGAAUUCUUUCGUAUGUAUGACAUUGAGGUCCUGACAGAAAUGCAGGUUGUGGCUGUAGAUAUCAAGAACAAGACUGCUGUCUUCAAGGAUGCGUUUAAGAUGGAAUAUAACAAAUUGCUGCUGGCCACUGGAAGCACGCCAAAGACCCUUAGCUGUAAAGGCAAAGAAGUGGAAAAUGUUUUUAAUAUCGGGACAGUGGAAGAUGCCAAUCGAGUGGUAAAGUUGGCCACCAGCAAAAAUGCGGUAGUUGUGGGUGCCUCUUUCCUAGGGAUGGAGGUCGCAGCCUACCUAACUGAGAAGGCCCAUUCUGUUUCGGUGGUGGAGCUAGAAGAAGUCCCUUUCAAGAAGUUCUUUGGGGAGAAAGUUGGGCGAGCCAUCCUGAAAAUGUUUGAAAACAACCAUGUGAAAUUCUACAUGCAGACUGAAGUAUCAGAACUGAGGGAACAGGAUGGCAAGCUAAAGGAAGUUGUGCUGAAGAGCGGCAAGAUUCUCCGUGCUGAUGUCUGUGUCAUAGGCAUCGGUGCGACUCCCGCAACAGGCUUCUUGAAGCAGAGUGGCAUUAACAUGGAUUCCAAAGGCUUCAUUGUUGUAAAUAAGAUGAUGCAGACUAACUUUCCAGGCAUUUUUGCAGCUGGUGACGCUGUUGCGUUUCCGCUGGCCUUGCGGAAUAACAAGAAGGUGAACAUCCCUCAUUGGCAGAUGGCCCACAUGCAGGGACGUAUAGCAGCUCUAAACAUGUUGGCCCAUGGGACAGAAAUCAGCACAGUCCCAUGCCUGUGGACAGCAAUGUUUGGCAAAAGCAUUCGCUACACUGGCCAUGGAGAAGGAUUUGAUGAUGUAAUCAUUCAAGGAGACUUAGAUGAACUGAAAUUUGUGGCUUUUUACACCAAGAAUGAUGAGGUGGUUGCUGUGGCAAGUAUGAACUAUGACCCGAUUGUCUCCAAGGUUGCUGAUGUCAUGGGAGCUGGGAGAGCUAUCAGGAAAAGAGACGUGGAGCUGUUCAUCCGUUAUGGAACAACUGGAGACAUGUCCUGGCUAACAGGGAAAGGCUCAUAAUGACCCUGGGAGAUGCUGGUUCUGUACCAACGCUAUAGUAGCCAGCAGGGAGAUGCGUGCCACACACUUCCAUAACUUUGACAAAUCUAGCAUCUUCCUAUGAACUUCCCCAUGGGCUUUCCUCGUACUUCAUCCCCUCCCAAAGGCCCGCUCUUGGGAGCAUCCUUGAUCAGUUGAACCUGCACCUUAGUUUCACAGAGUGGCUUCCAGAAGUCUUAAAAGCCAACCAGAGAGAAAGGCAGUCCCUUCUGUAUAACUGACUUGUCGUGGCCAAGCUGAAUGCUGUUUGAUGUGUCCUUGGGAAAGCUCUGCAUGAAUUCAGCAGAGCAGUGUGGAAGAGGAGUAAAUAUGGUUUGCACAUUCCUGGGAUUAGUAUAGCAUAAGAUGCCAGAAAGAUGAAGACCUCUGAGAAUUUCUCCUGGGCAGAGGAAUAUCUUUAUGGAUUGUUCUCUGGCUGGCUUCCUGGAUGACUUCCAUAACCUCAUUAUUCCUUCUCUCGAUUCCAUUCCUUUCAUGGUUCCACGUCCAAGAGUUUGUAUGCUUUUCCUGCAGUCAGGGCAGCAGGGGUCUCAAUUACAAUAGAGACAACCAACCUGGAAGAUGCUUUGGAUCCACCAGGAACAGAAGAAUUGAGAUAACUUCUUGAGCAAGUGUGCCUCUCUUGCAGCCGUGUAGACUGUUACGGCACAUAGGUAUGAUCACCCAUUUGGCAUACAUUCUGCUCCCUUCUGGCUCUCUCAUCUUGUUCCCUGCUUGCCCUAUAUAUGGGACUGUGUGUAUGCAGCAGUGCUGCACAAGGAGCCUGGAAUAUGGACACACAGUCCAGCUUUUUUGAGCAUCUGAUUUUUUUGGCUCAGACCUGGAUGGCCCAGGCCAACCUGAUCUCAUCAGAUCUCAGAAGCUAAGCAGGGUUGGCCCUGGUUUGUACUUAGAUGGGAGACCACCAGGAAUACCAGGUGGAUUGGGGCACCUGAGUUUUCUUUUCAAGGCACAGCUUGGGAAGAAGCAGCUACUGAGCACCCUUUGUCCCCACCUGCAGGAAUAACCCAUCUCAGGCAUAUGAAUCUCCCAUGCGAUGACUGAAACAGGGCUUCCCCCGCUCACCUUGUCUAGUUUUAGCACGUGCACACAUUUCGAAAGGCAGAAACCUAACAACUGCAUCACUUCCUCUUUAUGUGGUUGAGUUUCUGCUCUCCGCGCAACUGUAAGAGGCACUGAGAAAUGGGGACUGUAUUUGCCCACCCUGCAUCUCCUCUGUUUGUACAACUUGAUGCCACUUGCUUUGUUCAGCCUCCUGCAAGCUGUCUCACAAUAUUGGCUCUUUUUCUAGAUUGAUAAUAAACUAAUAUAUUAAACCAU
Molecule: messenger RNA, 4665 nt
Organism: Sphaerodactylus townsendi
Lineage: Eukaryota; Metazoa; Chordata; Lepidosauria; Squamata; Sphaerodactylidae
Gene: AIFM3
Product: apoptosis inducing factor mitochondria associated 3
Exons: 23
Coding region: 1333-3306 (657 amino acids)
Biological process (GO): execution phase of apoptosis
Cellular component (GO): mitochondrion; cytoplasm
Molecular function (GO): 2 iron, 2 sulfur cluster binding; oxidoreductase activity, acting on NAD(P)H; flavin adenine dinucleotide binding
Source: RefSeq, a predicted model, not a curated record